GAUGGAGGGAGAUGUAUAUGUGAGAGCGUUUGAGAUGCAUAAAGCAGUCCCAUCUCCCUAGCAGAGAGAGAGAGCUGGUUACUGGUAUACCAUUUCCUUUCUCCAUCUCCUAUCCUCCAUUCCAGCAUCACGCGUAUGGAACCAGUUCCAAAUGAUAAUGGCCAUCAAGACUACGACAUUAUCAGGUGGUUCGAAGAGGUAGCAGAGAAUGCAAGCUUUGUGCAGACCCAAACACUUCGACGAAUUAUCGAACUGAAUUUUAACACGGAAUAUCUGAAGAGAUGGUUGGGAAAUAUCAAAAUCCAAGACAUGGAAUCAAAAGAUUUGGAGUCUCUCUAUACCACUUUAGUCCCUCUUGCUUCCCAUGCAGAUUUAGAGCCUUACAUCCAGAGAAUUGCAGAUGGGGAUUCAUCUCCAAUCCUCACUCAAGAACCCAUCACGAAACUCUCCUUAAGUUCGGGAACCACAGAAGGAAGACAAAAGUACGCGCCCUUCACUAGCCAUAGCGCGCAGACUACUCUUCAGAUAUUCAGGUUGUCAGCCGCUUACAGAUCAAGGGUUUAUCCAAUAAGACCCAGACGGAGGAUCCUUGAAUUCAUUUACAGCAGCAAACAGUUCAAAACAAAGGGAGGCUUAACAGCAGCAACUGCCACCACUCACUACUAUGCAAGUGAAGAGUUUAAGAUCAAACAGAAGCAAACAAAUUCAUUUACUUGCAGUCCAAAGGAAGUAAUAUCAGGUGGGGACUAUAAACAAGCAACAUACUGCCAUCUCCUCCUUGGCCUUAUUUACUUUGAUCAAGUGGAGUUCAUCACCUCCACAUUUGCUUACAGCCUAGUGCAUGCAUUUACAACCUUUGAAGAAAUCUGGAAGGACAUAUGUAACGACAUCAAGGAAGGUACUCUGAAUCCAAGAAUCACAUCAUCAAGCAUGAGAAAUGCUGUGUUGGAGCUUCUCCUACCCAACCCAUCUCUAGCUUCAACGAUUGAAAAGAAAUGCAAAGAGUUAGAAGCCUUCCAAUGGUUCUCUGUGAUUCCUAAGCUUUGGCCAAGUGGAAAGUAUGUUUACUCCAUAAUGACGGGAACAAUGCUACCUUACUUGAAAAAAUUAAGGCAUUACUCUGGGGAUUUGCCUAUAGUGAGUGCUGAUUAUGGGUCCACCGAGAGUUGGAUUGGGGUUAAUAUUGAUCCUUCUUUUCCUCCAGAAAAUAUUACUUUUGCAGUAAUCCCCACCUUCUCUUACUUUGAGUUUAUGCCUCUUUAUAGACAGAACCCAGGAAGCACUUCGGCCAUUGAUGACUUUAUAGAAGCUGAGCCGGUGCCGCUCUCUCAAGUUACUGUCGGGCAGGAAUAUGAGGUCGUCCUCACCACUUUUACAGGACUAUACAGAUACAGGUUAGGGGAUGUGGUGGAGGUGGCUGGUUUUUAUAAAGGAACCCCCAAAUUGAACUUCAUUUGCAGAAGAAAGCUGAUCCUAUGCAUAAAUAUUGACAAAAAUACAGAAAAGGACCUUCAACUGGUGGUAGAGAGGGGGUCUCAGCUGCUGAGGCAGACAAGAGCUGAAUUAGUCGAUUUUACAAGCCAUGCCGACAUCUCCGAUCAACCUGGACACUACAUAAUUUACUGGGAAAUCAAGGGUGAAGUGGAUGAAGGUGUUCUUGAGCAGUGUUGCACGGAGAUGGACACAUCCUUCGUUGAUUAUGGGUAUGUUACGUCUAGGAGGACGAAUUCAAUUGGGCCCUUAGAGCUCUGCAUUGUGGAAAGGGGUACAUUUAGGAAGAUGUUGGAUCUCUUUGUAGGGGGUGGGGCAUCAUUGAGCCAGUUCAAAGCUCCUAGGUGCACUAGCAACCCAACUCUACUGAAAAUUCUCAAUGUUUCCACCAUCAAAAGGUUCCAUAGCACAGCUUAUGAGUGAUAGUGGAACUUAAACAUUUUGGUGUUUAAGCUAUCAAGACAUGAUAUCAAUAUAUGCAGAUUUGGUUUGAUCA
Nelumbo nucifera (sacred lotus) is the source of this 1987-nucleotide messenger RNA. Its product is annotated as indole-3-acetic acid-amido synthetase GH3.10-like. NCBI's taxonomy places the organism in Eukaryota, Viridiplantae, Streptophyta, Magnoliopsida, Proteales, Nelumbonaceae. The record is from RefSeq and is a predicted model, not a curated record. Gene Ontology annotation, cellular component: cytoplasm. Gene Ontology annotation, molecular function: acid-amino acid ligase activity.